Molecule: messenger RNA, 579 nt
Organism: Phytophthora sojae
Lineage: Eukaryota; Oomycota; Peronosporomycetes; Peronosporales; Peronosporaceae
Exons: 1
Source: RefSeq, a predicted model, not a curated record
AUGUCUGCCACCGUGAUCCCCUCGGUGGGGCCAUCGAUGGCUGAACACCUCCACGGCCUGCGCGGCGGUGCUCGACCUGACUUUCAGGAACCACUCCCCUCGCCUGCGCAGCUUCAAGAGCUCUUCGACCAUCACCGGGCUGAUGUUCCCCUUGAGGACUUCCUCCGUCGGGUGUGUGAGACUCGGCCUACUGGCACGGCCACUGCCACUGCCACCUUUCCAUUGAUGCUUGACUCCGGCAACUUCUUCCAAGGGGUGUCGAUGCCACGCAUCAUGGACUCUCUUAUUCGGGACAACGGGAACUCGGUUCUCAAACGUCUACUGCGUGAGCAUGCUUUCGGCGCGAUCGACAAACGCCGAGAUGGCGGCUUACGCAUCCUGGUUCGCACAAGCGAAGCGCAGCAAGCUUUGAAUGGCGAAGAGGUAUCGAUCAUGGGGAGGAAGUUCCGGAUUGGGCUAGAAUCGCCUCUGGCUCAAUGCUUCUUCCUUGAUGUGAUCGGCCUCACUACCGCGGAGGAGGCGCUCACCGUGUUCAGGUCCCUGGCCUCUCGUGGGGCUAAACCUGUGUACUUCCGACCU